Molecule: messenger RNA, 1266 nt
Organism: Amphimedon queenslandica
Lineage: Eukaryota; Metazoa; Porifera; Demospongiae; Haplosclerida; Niphatidae
Exons: 2
Coding region: 433-1128 (231 amino acids)
Biological process (GO): protein import into peroxisome matrix
Cellular component (GO): peroxisomal membrane
Molecular function (GO): zinc ion binding
Source: RefSeq, a predicted model, not a curated record
AUAGAUGGCGAGCUUCCAGGCUCACUCCCAGGUCCUUCCUCGUCACUAGUAUCACUUAGUCACUCGGAUGGCAGCAAAACAGUGAAGAUAAAAACCACAGCGGUUAAUACUCAUCUACUGGGGAAAAUUUUCUCAUUUUUCCCUAAGAGUAUUUUUUUAAUAUCUGACUCUGGAAAUGUUCGAACAGCCGAUUCUCAGGGGAAGUUUGGCUUAUCUUGGCGGGAUGAUGAAAAUCAUUGGACUUGCCAUGGCGACACUAUUACGCCUCCCCCUCCUACCCAUCAGCUAGCAACUGAGUCUGAUAGCAGCAAUGAGCUGCAAUAUUGCUAUCAGGGUCGUGGACGUGGUAAAUCUAAAGCCAGUUCCAAGUGGAUACCUCAUGUGUCAGCAUCAAAGGCAAAGCCACCUGGUGUGUAUAACGAGACUGAGUUCAUGAAAACUAUUGGGAUCUAUAGAUACAAAGAUGGUGUAUAUGAGAAGGUGGGUAAUUUUCCUGUUCGAUUGAAUGAAGAAAGAGCCAAUAUAGCUCAUGUGAAACAAGUUGUUAGCCAAGAGUCUUUCAAAGGUGAAGAGGUUGUCAUUGUGGAUGUUGAUUUUCUUAAAAUUCCUGAUACAUCUUCCACUCGAGGAUCCUUGUUCUGGAAGAAUCCCAACAAGAAGAUAAGUGCAAUUCUUGAGGAAGAUUACUCUCGUACCCGUAGUACAUUUCCAAAAAAUGUAGCUGGAAGUAAAAGAUUUCACCCAGAUGAAAAACAGAGUUUGAUUUUUGAAGAACGUUUGAGGAAAGUUGAAAAAUCAUUAGAUGUCUCUCAACAAAAAGACAAAGUUCUGUUGCUUGACAGUGAAGUAGCCUCAUUGAAGUUGAAACUAGCAAAAGCUAAUGAUAUUCUUCAGAGAGUUUUAACAUCUUUCAGAUGCACGCUAUGCAUGAAAUGUCCAGUAUUACCUGCAUAUAAGUCACCUUGCUGUGAAGAAGUACUCGGGUGCUACAAUUGCAUUCAACAAUGGUUAGACACACAGCCAUCCUGUCCAUUUUGUAGAGCAUCAAUGACACCAGAGAGCUUGGUUGAUAUACCAGUGAUAAAACCAUUGUUUGAUGCCUUGAGUGAGAUUGAUGAGUCCAAUUAAUUUACCUGGCCGAUUUCAGACUACUAUAUAUCAGUCACCAUUAUUUAUCAGUAACCACAUCUAACCUUCAUUUAUUUGUACUCUUAAUAUUUAUGCUCUUAAUUUGUUUAUUCAAAUAUUAUACUCCUUCAAUUGAAA